This is a messenger RNA of Drosophila takahashii, 1190 nucleotides long. RefSeq lists its product as uncharacterized. NCBI's taxonomy places the organism in Eukaryota, Metazoa, Arthropoda, Insecta, Diptera, Drosophilidae. The record is from RefSeq and is a predicted model, not a curated record.
CUGGACAGAAAUAAAAAAAAACAAAUCCGUUCCGUUUGUGAAAAAAACAUUUCCCUGGAAAAAUAAAAGGCUCUGCUUGCGUUUCACACAGUGUCAGCACAUUCCAAUCGCAAUCCGAGACUCUCCAGCACGGAAACGCAAAGUAUUUCGCAUCAACGACCGAUUAAAGCUCUGCAAUAUGUCGUCCGAGGAGCUGGCGCCAAUUAACGAACAGGACUUUAAGGAUCUCAAGGAGCGCAUGAAAUUGAUUGUGGAGGCCGAUCCAAAGCAAUAUCAUAACGACUUUUCGCUACGACGCUAUCUGCGCGCCUUCAAGACCACAGAUGACGCAUUUCAGGCCAUUCUGAAGACCAACAAAUGGCGAGAAACCUACGGCGUGGAGAAGCUCGGCGAGAUGGACCGCAGCCAGCUGGACAAGAAGGCUCGUCUGCUGCGCCACCGCGACUGCAUCGGUCGUCCGGUGAUCUACAUUCCGGCCAAGAACCACAGCUCCGAGCGGGACAUCGAUGAGCUGACCCGCUUCAUUGUCUACAAUCUGGAGGAGGCGUGCAAGAAGUGCUUCGAGGAGGUCACCGACCGCCUGUGCAUCGUCUUCGAUCUGGCGGAGUUCAGCACCAGCUGCAUGGACUACCAGCUGGUGCAAAAUCUCAUCUGGCUGCUGGGCAAGCAUUUUCCAGAACGCCUGGGCGUCUGUCUGAUCAUCAAUUCCCCGGGAUUGUUCUCCACCAUCUGGCCGGCCAUUCGGGUGCUUUUGGACGAUAAUACCGCCAAGAAGGUGAAGUUUGUGGGCGAUGAGGUCGAGCUGUGCCAGUACCUCAUCCCGGACAUCCUGCCAACGGACAUGUAAAGGCAAUCCGCCUCGAAAGGAGCAACUUUUCUUUAGGCGUAGUCAUCAUAUCUCCAAAGAGAAACCAGAAAACAGAAAACCAGUACCUAAGUUUGCAAAGGAGGAGGCUUCUGAGAGCUUUUAUCAUCCAGUACAGUACUCUAUCUGUAAAUCGAUGUGUGUUUAACAAGUUGAUUGUAAAAUGUAUUUUAUUGGACACAACUAUUAGUACAAUGCUAACUAUUUUAGAUAAAGGUUUAUCUUGUAUGUGUAGUAUCUAUAUACCUGAAUUCGUACCUAUAUAUACAUAUAUAUAUAUAUAUGCAAGUGUCUAUGUGUACAGCAAAUAAAGUUGUAAAAGAAA